Thrips palmi is the source of this 1097-nucleotide messenger RNA. Its product is annotated as trypsin-1-like. Gene Ontology annotation, molecular function: serine-type endopeptidase activity. The coding region runs from base 118 to 897 and encodes 259 amino acids. The record is from RefSeq and is a predicted model, not a curated record. NCBI's taxonomy places the organism in Eukaryota, Metazoa, Arthropoda, Insecta, Thysanoptera, Thripidae. Gene Ontology annotation, biological process: proteolysis. The transcript has 5 exons.
AGCACCGCAGCCAGCAGCGCUGCACGAGGUGACGCCCUCCUCCGAGUGCUCCGAGAUCUGCCUCUGCUGCAACCGGCGACGGGUGCGCGACGCGGGAAGAACCGGGAAGAACGCAACAUGCUUCGCCUUCUGUGCGUCCUGGCGGCGGCGCUCGCCCUCGCUUCUGGCAGGGCGGCGGUGCGGCGCCCCAUCAGCGGCAUCGGCCGCAUCGUCGGCGGCGAGACGGCGGACAUUCGGGAGUUCCCCUACCAGCUGAGCUUCCGGAACUACGGUAGCCACUUCUGCGGGGCCUCCAUCAUCAGCCAGUCCUUCGCGCUGACGGCCGGCCACUGUGCCGAGGCAGGCGUGACCCCCAAGUCGGGGGCCAUCUCGGCGGGCUCGGCGUCGCUUUCCACGGGCGAGUCGUACAACAUCGUGCGCAUCACGUCCCACCCGCGCUACGACGCCAUGACCAUCGACUUCGACGCCGGCGUCGUGGAGAUCGAGGGCGUCUUCCGGCUGGGCGACACGCAGCGCAUCGUGCCGCUGCCCCCCGCCAACCAGCUGGAGCCCGACGGCAACCUGGUGACCGCGUCCGGCUGGGGGGUGUCCAAGGAGAACGACUUCGACCUGGAGCAGGACCUGCAGGCCGUGCGGCUGCACGUGGUGAGCCAGGAGGCGUGCGGCGACGCGUACGGCGACUACGGCGGCAUCUCGGCGCGCAUGUUGUGCGCCAGCGACGUGGGCAAGGACUCGUGCCAGGGCGACUCCGGCGGCCCGCUCGUCAGCACGGCCGGCAAGCAGAUCGGCAUCGUGUCCUGGGGGCUGGGCUGCGCGCGCAAGGGCUUCCCCGGCGUCUACACCCGCGUCGCCGACAAGGACGUACGCUCCUUCAUCACCGCCGUCGCUGGAGUUUGACCUGUUCAGUUCAACUUGCAGCCCCAUCCCUCGCUCACCUCAUCCUCCCUCAUGGCAUUUGCUGUCGUUCAUGGUUUACGUUUUCACGAUCGUCACACUUUUUUUUGCGUUGGCUUGUCAGCCUGGUUUGCUGGUUAGGUUUGUUACCCUGUAAAUAUGAGAGUAAAUAUAGUUUUGUACAAUAAAGACUAACACCCAUU